Messenger RNA from Zasmidium cellare ATCC 36951, 1044 nucleotides. RefSeq lists its product as uncharacterized. Gene Ontology annotation, molecular function: oxidoreductase activity, acting on the CH-OH group of donors, NAD or NADP as acceptor. Bases 1 to 1044 code for a protein of 347 amino acids. The record is from RefSeq and is a predicted model, not a curated record. The transcript is spliced from 3 exons. NCBI's taxonomy places the organism in Eukaryota, Fungi, Ascomycota, Dothideomycetes, Mycosphaerellales, Mycosphaerellaceae.
AUGGAGACCAUCAAGAACAUUGCUGCAAAGCUCGCGGGCAAGGAGUUGGCAUUGCCCAAGGAUUCCCUCAUUCUUGUGACUGGAGCUUCUGGCUACAUCGGGUCACAUGUCGUGAACGAAGCUCUCUUGGCUGGCUACAAGGUCCGCGGCACUGCUCGUUCGCAGGAGAAAUGCGACAACACCAAGAAGAUCUUCAACAACCACCCCAACUACUCGACUGCCAUCGUCGCAGACUUCCAACAUGAGGGCACGUUUGACGAGGCUGUCCAAGGCUGCGAUGCGGUGAUCCACGUUGCCAGCGACACCACGUUCGGUACCGAUCCCAACGUCGUGGUGAAGCCGACAGUCGCUGGUGUAUUGUCCAUUGUUCGCUCGGCCGCCAAGACUCCAAGCGUGAAGCGCUUCGUUCUGACUUCAUCUUCUACCGCCGUUACUCUGCCAAAGCCGGGCAAGGAGUUCUCUGUUGGUGUUGAUGAUUGGGACCAGGAGGCCAUCGAUAUCGCAUGGGCUCCGCCACCAUACACCAACGAACGGGCCUUCCCGGUCUACGCUGCGUCCAAGACCGAAGCCGAGAAGGCGUUCUGGAAGUUCGUUAAAGAGGAGAAGCCAGGAUUUGUUGCCAACUCGAUCUUGCCGAACUACAAUAUGGGUCGUAUCCUGCCAGGCGGUUCGCCAGGCGCGACAGGCGGUGGCUGCAUCUCCGUCCUGAAGGGCGAGACCCCAUCAGCGCCUCCACAAUACAUGAUCGAUGUCAUUGACGAUGCACGCCUCCACGUCAUUGCUGCUGCGCUCGACCCAUCCAUCAAGGAUCAGCGCAUCUUCGCCUUCCACUGCCCUUUCAAUUGGACCGAUAUCAUCAACAUCGUGAAGGAACUUCGUCCCAAUGCGAAGAGCAUUCCCAAGGCCCCAGAAGGCGAGCAGAGAGACCUCAGUAAGGUGCCGAACGAGGUUGGUGCAGAGCUUCUCAAGAAGUGGUACGGUCAGAAUGGCUACAAGUCUCUCAAGGAGAGUGUCAAGGAGAACCUCGAAGGCGUUGAAGAAUAG